AUGGACAACUUGGCCAAGAACUUUGCUCAAAUGGAUGGAGAUGUUGACGUUAUGACUGCAAAACUUUUGUCUUACUCGGAGUGGAAGGGAGAGGAGAAGCCGUUUGGAAACAGCCAAGAAUCGUCUCCGUGCCACUCGUCCUCGUCGGAGUCACAGUUUGAUUCCGCUUGCUCUUCGCCUAAAACGCAAGUCAGCACCAAAUGCCACUCGUUUCCGAAUUUCCCCUUCGCAUUACCAGGGCACAGUGCGACUCCGCCAGUCCGCGAGAAGGCCUCCAAACCUAAGAUGUCGACCAAGAGACGCAUCAAGGCCAGCGAAAGGGAGAAGAUGCGCAUGAGGAGUUUGGCUGAAGCUUUGCACCAGCUUCGCGAUUACCUUCCUCCGGACUAUAGCCAAAGAGGUCAACCGCUCACCAAAAUACAGACCCUCAAGUACACCAUUGAGUACAUCAAAGAACUUUCUGAUAUUCUUAAACACGCGUAA
Molecule: messenger RNA, 483 nt
Organism: Chanos chanos (milkfish)
Lineage: Eukaryota; Metazoa; Chordata; Actinopteri; Gonorynchiformes; Chanidae
Gene: msgn1
Product: mesogenin 1
Exons: 1
Coding region: 1-483 (160 amino acids)
Biological process (GO): mesoderm formation; regulation of transcription by RNA polymerase II
Cellular component (GO): nucleus
Molecular function (GO): RNA polymerase II cis-regulatory region sequence-specific DNA binding; protein dimerization activity; DNA-binding transcription factor activity, RNA polymerase II-specific
Source: RefSeq, a predicted model, not a curated record